GUCUUGUCAAUGGGGCUAGGAUUGCUUCACAUACAAGGAAAACAAGGCAGAUAAAGUAUAUUUCUAGAAGGUUUACCCAAGAGAUGAUUACCUUAUAUAUAAGGAGACAUCAUGGACGACUGUCGAGGUUGCGUAAGUUCUUCAUUGCGAAUGCAGCUUGAGUCGAUCAAUAGGACGAAUAACGACAAUGGUUAAUUAUUAAGUUAAUCACACUUGAACGUGCCUUACGUACCUACCUAACCUAUACAUCCUCAAACGAGGCUCCUCAUCCAUUAGCCAAUAUGGAAGACGGGAAAUACGUCGACGGCAGUUUUUAUAUAUACGCUCCGAACAAGGGGGCACCGGUGUUUUUCGCUGUUGCUUUUCUAGCUAGCGGUGGAGCUCACCUCUGGCAAGCAAUUCAUUAUAAGAGCUGGAGGCUUACCGGUUUAUAUAUUUUAUGCGCGCUUCUCUUCGCCUCCGGUUUUAUCGUAAGGGAGCUAGGGGCUUUCGAUUAUACGAACCUCGCCUACUAUAUCGCUAGUCAAUGUCUUAUUUAUUUCGCACCGCCGCUAUACGAGCUCUGCAACUACUACAUCCUCGGCCGCAUCCUUUACUUCGUCCCCUAUUACUCUCCAAUCCAUCCCGGACGAGUACUGACGACCUUCGCGGCUAUCUCUAUGGUAGUUGAGGCGCUAAACGGAAACGGAAUUGCCUAUAUGGCUAAUAGGUCAUUGCCGGAGGAAAAGCAACAGAUGGGCGAGGCCCUGUUAAAAGCUUCGCUGAUAUUGCAGCUCGUGGUUGUCUCGCUUCUCGCCGCGCUUGCCGGCACAUUCCACGCGAAGUGCCGACGAAAUGGCAUCGACCAUGCCAAGGUAAACCAAGCACUCCUAACGCUCUAUAUCAGUACAGCCAUCAUCAUGGUCAGGUGCAUCUAUAGAACGGUGGAGUACUUCGGCUCUACCAGCGUCGACUAUGCGGACCCGAACUUCGACUUCUCGACCCUAAGUCCAGUCGUUCGGUAUGAGUGGUUCUUUUACGUGUUCGAAGCGACGCUCAUGCUGUGCAAUAGCGUACUAUUGAACGUCCGCCAUCCGCGCCGCUGGCUUCCUAACUCCACCAAGGUCUACCUUGCUAAGGAUAAUGUGACGGAGAUCAUGGGACCGGGAUACAAGCAAGAAAGGAACAUUUUGGUCACUUUCAUUGAUCCCUUCGAUAUCUAUGGCAUGAUCAAAGGUAGAGAUCAAGCAACGCGCUUCUGGGAUGAACACGAACUCGAGGACAGGAAGGCUGAUGUCGAUCUAACACUACCGGCCGCGGAGAGACGGGUUUAGCAAAAAAAAGAAAAAAAAAAGAAAAAAAAAAAGCUGUCUGGAAAUAGGAGGACGAUUUGGAUUAGUUAGGAGUUUAUUGGGAUUAAUUGGGAUUAUUGGAGUUUAGUGUAUAUUUUGGGCUUUUUGGAUAUUUCUGAACAUAUAUCCACAUGAUUUAGUUUACUUAGGUAGGCAGCUUAGCGGUAGUUUAGACGGCGCAGUCGAUUUUCAAAAGAAUAGAUAGAAACGAAUAAGUUUCUAGAAGGCUUCCUUUCGCGACUAAAUUAGAUCAUAGGUAUUGCCAAUUACCAAAUAUUUGAGAU
This is a messenger RNA of Daldinia caldariorum, 1615 nucleotides long. RefSeq lists its product as uncharacterized. Bases 282 to 1313 code for a protein of 343 amino acids. Gene Ontology annotation, cellular component: membrane. The record is from RefSeq and is a predicted model, not a curated record. The transcript is spliced from 3 exons. Lineage: Eukaryota; Fungi; Ascomycota; Sordariomycetes; Xylariales; Hypoxylaceae.